AUGAAUCCGGUAGGCGGGAGUGGAAGUGGGAGUGGCAGUGGAAGUGGGCAAGGCACAGGAACGGGCAAGCAUCCCGCUAGCCCAGGUGAAUGUCAGGGCAGUCCGAAGCGAGUCAAACCAGAUGUUGACACUCACAAUGAGAAUUGCUUCCGAGGUGCUGAGAUCGAAGAUCUCUUGUGGUACACGACAGAAAAGAUUACGGAGACAUACGGUCAUGACUACUCCAGGGGCUUGGACUCGCGUCAGCUGCGUAAGAAAGGAUGGGAGCUCACUAAUACGGCGCAAGAUAUGAACAGCCUUUGUCCCGAGCUGGAAGGACUUGAGCCAGACUGGGACACUCUGCGAGGCAGAGCCGGCGAUUUCAAUAGGUAUUUCCCGAAACUGCAAGUCAAGGCGGGCUUUGGCGAGUGGGAGACGCAUUCCAGCCAAAAUGAGCUUCGCACCUCUUACGUCAACUCUUACAGUCGCAAUUAUAAAGCUUUUGUGAUCUCUUCGGCAGACGACCAGGUCUGGAAACAUGGCAUACCAUCGGGCCAUGUCCCAGUUCAAGCCCAAGCCGAGGAAAGUAUUCGCUGGGCAGACAUAGCUUACUACGACUGGGCUAUAUCUAAAAAUCAUGCGGGAACUGGAUUUAAGACCAAGCCGCACCCAGACUCCACUCACAAGAUAUCCCCCACACCGAAUUGGUUUCUGAUCCAAUCAGCUGCCGUAUCGCCGGACACAAAGACCGUCACCAAGUAUUGUCUGAGUCUUUUCGGCAUUGAUGCGUUGCCCGUCUGGCCCAAAAUCAUCACUUUCCCGACUGGCUCAUACUGCCACAGAUUGGUCCUGGGUACAGCAAGUUCUGCGGAGGUUGCUCAAUUCCUGAUUACAAAACGUUGGGUGCUGGGCCACAAAGUGUUCUCGUCUGUCACGAUAUAUGCCACAAGUGAAGACAAGAAGCAAGAAGCACCAAAUUUGUUGUGGCAGACUGCGGAGUUCCAUGACAAACUCGAUGUUAUGAGACAGUCGAAUAACGAGGCUGCUUUCCCAGGGACACCUGACGGAUAUCCACACAUGUUCAAGCCAAUUCCCGGAGGGCAGAAGGCAUAG
Molecule: messenger RNA, 1092 nt
Organism: Cercospora beticola
Lineage: Eukaryota; Fungi; Ascomycota; Dothideomycetes; Mycosphaerellales; Mycosphaerellaceae
Source: RefSeq, a predicted model, not a curated record